AUGUCUUUAACAUAUAUUUCUCAACAAAUUGUCGUCUAUAGUGGAAUUAUUUUCCUUGUUCUUGGAAUAUUCGGUAAUACGAUGAAUGCUUACAUCUUUUCCAGUGUUGCUGCAUACCGGCAAGUACCUUCGACAUUUUAUUUUCUGGUUCAAUCAAUAUUCGAAAGCAUUUUUCUAAUUAUCAAUCUUCUGCCUCGUGUUAUUGCUUUCAGCUACGGAUACGAUCUUACGAGUGUAUCUUCCCUAUGGUGUAAACUACGACAAGCAAUUCUCACAAUAUCAGGUAGUGUGUCCAUUACUGUGAUAUGCCUUUGCGCCAUUGAUCAAUAUUUGGUCACGUCAUCGAAUGCAGCGUUCCGGCAUAUGAGUCAAAUGAAAGUCUCCUAUCGAAUUCUACUUGCUGUCAUCAUCUUCUGGUGUCUUCAUUCAAUUCCUUUUUAUUUGUACUUUGACAUCUCUCCCAUAACUAGAACAUGUGGUAGUCUCAAUGCUGCCCUUGCUAUUUAUCUCCCCAUAUAUUUUGUGCUGAUGUUUUGGGUGUUUCCAAUGUUGAUCACAAGUGUAUUUGGACGUUUAACUUAUCGAAACAUUCGUCAGACAAUAGCUCUGGCUGAGCAACGAGCAGAUCGUCAAUUAAUCAAAAUGACGUUCUCAGAAUUAAUUCGGACUUUAGUCUGUUGCACUCCAUUAGCGACGUUUCAUAUAUACAAUGCAAUUACAUCUGGCACUGCCAAAGAUCAGGAUCGAAUACUGAAAGAAUAUCUUGCAUAUACAAUUAUCAGUAGUAUCGCAACGUUUCAGUAUGUGCCAAGUUUCUUCAUUUUUCUUUUCUCAUCAAGCCGAUUUCGUCGGAGAGUGAAGGGUAGUCUGUACUUCAAACAACAAACAAAUUCAAUUGCUCCAACGAUUUAA
Adineta ricciae is the source of this 912-nucleotide messenger RNA. NCBI's taxonomy places the organism in Eukaryota, Metazoa, Rotifera, Eurotatoria, Adinetida, Adinetidae. The record is from the annotation of a GenBank genome assembly.